AGAUGGCUAUAACUUUUGCCAACAUGGAUUACAAAGUUGCAUUUUGUUUACAACUAACUCUGGUUUGCUGGUUCCAGAUAGACCUUGUUAAAACCAAUCUAGCAAGUUCAACAGACCUCCAGGUGAUCAGUUCUACACCUGAAGGGAUUGAUAUACACCCUACAAGUUUAAGUGGCAGUACUGACAACCUCUCAAAUGAUGCCAAUAGUAUUACCAUUAGUACAGGUGGUGGAUCCAUAGAAUAUAUUAACAUUAUACCUACUGCUACAUCAACAGUUAACUCAGCAAGCAGAUAUUCAGACAUUCAAAAUGAUGAUCAGUAUGCCACUGACCACAUAUCAUUGAUUCCCUCCUCUACAAUUAAGGGAUGUCAUACAGACAUUCAAUUACAAACGUCCUCAUAUGAAACUAUGUUAUAUCAGUAUUCAUCAAAGACACCAACUUUUAUCCCACCACAAAAACUAUAUUCAACUCAUCCAGUGGAUGCAUCCAUUUUCAGUGAAUAUGAUAUUAGCUACACAGAUAAUGCCUUCAUUUCUUCAAUUGAAAUAGUAGCUACAACAGUUAUAUCCAGUGACAAUGAUCCUUCUAGCUCUCUACAAAUGGAAAGUGUGUCUGUCAUCACUGAUAAUAAUCCAAAGGAAAAACAAGAACAUCUGUUUAAUACAACCUUUGAGGAAUCUGAAAAUCUGGACAACCUUACAAAACAUCCAUUGGAUAUAUCAAAUCAGACCAAAUCAGUGACCUUGCAUAAUUCCACACCAAUCCUGCAUUCCACAGUUUCACACAUUUCAGCAAGUAGAAAUGCUUCUGAAGUUGCUGAAGAGUAUAGUAAAACAGAGUCACGAUCAACAAAAGCAUUAUAUGGAUUUGUUUCAUCAUCAAUGCUUGCUUUGGAAACUGCAUUGUACACUAGCAUUUUGCAAACCCCUUCAUUUGUAAGCAAAUCAUUAUCUGCAACCUUAGACCCUAUUCAAAACCAAAAAGUCUCACAAACAAAAGAUAUCAUAUGGAGUGCCACAAUACCAGUAGAAAGUAUACCAAGUAUGAUAAGCUCAUCUAGUUCAUUUAUAUCAUCAGAUGGAACAAGUACACCUAUUAUGCCAUCAUUUGGCUUACAAUCAUCAAUAUUAUCUACCGAUAUUGGAUCAACAAUUCAGGUCCCAUUGGAUGCAAAAUCUACAUUAACAGGAUCAUUGAUAGAGAUUGAUAGUACACAUAUGAGACUGGCAACACAAACAGUAAAGGUUGAUUCAAGAAGUGCAAUGAUUCUUUCUGAUUCAUCAGAAGUGACUUUUUCUUCAUCUUCUUCAAUGCCAACAACAAUGUCUAGUGGAGGACUUCUUUUACAAAAAAUAAUGUCAACUCCGUCAGUUGGAUUGUUGAACAGUGCAUUGGAAACUUCAAUCGGCACUUCUCCUAUUUCCAAUUCAAUGAAUUCUGAUUCAAUGUCAUCCCUAGGAAUGUGUUCCUCAUGUAUACCAACAACAAAAUCAACACAAAUGAUAUUUAGUGAUUCACAUGCGACAUCAUCAUUAAUGUCCUCAUUUUCAUCAAUUGGACCAAUCGCUACAUCAAUACAAGUGAUUUCUAGUGAUUCAUAUAUGACUACAAGGACAACUACAAUGUCAGUAUCAACAUUACCAAAUUACACUAUUUUAUCAACAGCAACAUCAAUUAUGUCUCUAUUUGCAUCAUCUACAGUACAAACUGCUGAAUCUGAAACAACUUUGCCUACAGGUUUAACAGAUGAAACGACUUCAUCAAUUGUGAAUACCUCAAAUGGACCAAUAACAAAAAGUGGAGUCUCAGAAGAACCUAAAUCUGAAGCAGUUACAAAGGAUUAUGUUAGCAGUAGAGGAAAAUCUCCUUUUAGUACCACAUAUCGUAAAUAUACUUCAAUCCCAAUAUCAGACACUGGGAACUCAAUAACUAAACAUGUAACAUUAUUUAAAAAAUCAACUUUAACACCAAUAUCAACCACACCAGGUUAUAAAAAGCCACAACAAAUCACCAAACACCCAUUCUCUCACCAGCCCUUUACUGGAACAAUCCCAGGCCUCAUCACUACAAGAACAAGUAAACCUAUCCGUAAACCAAUCAAACCUUCAUUGUAUGUUACCAUAGUUAUGAAAUUGACUUGGUCAGAAUUCUGCUUGAAGGUUCCUCAGUUCCUAACAAUGAUGACUAAGAUGGUCAAUCUUGGCUUACAUAAACCAAUCAAAACAGAACAGGUGAAAAUCAUGAACCAUAAAUACUGUGAUGAACAAAAUGAAAAACUUGAUGUAUUCAGAAGUCGCAAACUUGCAUAUAUUCAUGGUGUGGUUCCUGAUAAACUGAGUAUCAAUAAGCGAGAUGUCUCAAUUGGAAUCCGCAUAGACAUAUAUGUGACUGACCAGAAGGGGGGAUACAGCUAUGACUUAACCAGUGUUCUGGCCAAUACUAUAAGUGAAGAGUUUGAUGGCAAGACAAAAACACUCAUUGGGAUAGGACUGGUAAUGGAGUAUAAGGUCCAUGGUAAACUGAAGGUGUCACAUUCUCAACAGGUGGUACGCAAGCACAUGAGUGAUGGCGUCAUAGUGGCUAUCACUCUUGCCUGUAUUGCAGGGGUGUGCUUUGUAGGCUUGAUUGUCUUGCAGAUAUUGUUCAAAAGGCGUAGAGGCAAGAAGAUGGCCAGGACUUAUGAGUACGAAUGUGGAGACACUUAUUCCACCCACAGUGUAGAAUCCAUCCAUCUUACAACUUUCAAUCACUCAAAUAGAGCUGCAAACCACCUUGGCUACAUCAAUGAGGCAAUGGAUCUUGGACAGGAAGUGUUAAGUCGACCCAUGGAUUUCCAUGAACUGGGAUCAUUUGCAGACAACUGGGAGGGAAUAACAGAUGAAUAUCAGUUGUUGCCCAAUUUUAUGCCAAAGCUGUCUGAAGUUCCAAUAGGUGCAGAGGAUAAGAAUAGAUAUGCCAAUGUCAUACCAGUGAGAAGUACCAGGGUGAAACUGAGUGAUACAGGGGAAGAACAUUCAGAGUACAUCAAUGCUAACUAUGUUAGGGGUUAUGCAGAUGAAGCAAGAUGCUACAUAGCCACACAGGCUCCAUUAGAGGAUACUGUGAAUGAUUUCUGGAGGAUGGUCUGGGAGCAGCAAAGCCAGGUGAUCAUCAUGUUGACAGAUCUGGAGGAACAUGGCUUGUCUAAGUGUGCCCCCUAUUGGCCAGAUGAAGACCCUGAGGGAACAGAUACUUUACAAUUGUAUGGGGAUUAUGAAGUUGUUCUGAAGGCUAGGGAAGAAAAACCUGACUGUAUUGUGUCAACACUCUCACUCAAAGAUAUUGAGAAAAAUCUUUGUCGUUAUGUGACCCAUUUUUGGUACACAUCAUGGCCAAUCCAUGGGGUACCAGACAGUGCCAAGUCUGUGCUGAAGUUCCUGGUGGAUGUGAGGCCCUUUAUGGAAGAGAGCCAUGGACCUCCCAUAGUGCACUGCAGUCCAGGCACGGGUAGGACAGGCACAGUAAUUGCAGUAGACAUCUGUAUGAGACAAUAUGAGGAGACCCACACGGUGGAUGUCCUACACAGUGUAGAUACAAUACGUGAAGACAGGGCUGGCAGUGUACAGACUGUACAUCAGUAUGCAUUCAUUUAUAAGGCCCUAACUACAUAUUGUAAUAUGCUGAGGUAUUCAUCAACAGUCUCGCUCUCAUCUUCAGUAGCUUCAAGCUCUUAUGCCUAGGAAAUAAUCAGCACUUGUUUAAGGCUAAAAUGUUAGCUAAUGGAUAAAUGGUGAAUCUUAGACUCAUAUACGUCAUCUUUCAAUGUACCUCAUGUCUCAUGGAUAUUCGAGCUUAUAUGUAUUAUGGACAAUAAAAUGCAUAUUCACUUUAUGAAUGAGCAGUGCAACUCACAUGGUUCCUGGAGUAAUGAUGAGUUUAUAUACCUAAUCUUAAUGGGCAAUGGACAUGGAUGGUGUCUUAUGUACAUGUCAUAUGGUCAAUUUAUCUGACAUGCCAAUGUAGCUCAUGUCAUAUGACCAAUGUAACUUAUGUUAUAUAACCAAUGUAGCUUAUAUGCCUCAUGGCCAGUGGCUUAUAUACCUUAUUGCCAGUGCAGCUUAUAUACCUUAUGGCCAGUGCAGCUUAUAAACCUUGUGGCCAAUGUAGCUAAUAUACAUUAUGACCAAUGUUCCGUAUAUACCUUUUGGCCAAUGUAGAUUAUAUACCUUGUGACCAAUGUUGCAUAAAUACCUUAUGGUCAAUGUAGCUUAUAUACCUUACGGCCAAUGUAGCUAAUAUACCUUA
Owenia fusiformis is the source of this 4287-nucleotide messenger RNA. Lineage: Eukaryota; Metazoa; Annelida; Polychaeta; Sabellida; Oweniidae. The record is from the annotation of a GenBank genome assembly.